GGUUUGCGAAUGAGCUUUUGGCAGGAGCUGAGGAACCGUGAACCAUACGGUCUGCUUUCUGAAAUCACUAUUAAUUAUUCUAAUUAUUCAGACACUGGAGUCUGACACAGAAGGAGCACAGCAAAAGAAUAAAUUAACUUAAUUGCAAACACAGACUGACGUGUAAUUUGAGGUGCUGAUCGCAGAUUUGCCCUCUGGCCGGGAUGUGGACGUGCGGGGUCCUGGUGGCUCUGUUCGCCGUGCGGGUCGGCGCCCAGUUCCCCAGAGAAUGCGUGACCCCGGAGGGGCUUCGAAGCGGCGAGUGUUGUCCGUCUCCAUCGGGGACCCCGGGCGACAGCUGCGGGGCGGCCACGGGACGCGGCCAGUGCGUGGCGGUGACAGUGGACAGCCGCCCCCACGGACCGCAGUACCCGCACGACGGACGGGAUGAUCGCGAGCGCUGGCCGCUGCGCUUCUUCAACCGCACCUGCCGAUGCAACGGCAACUUCUCCGACUACGACUGCGGGAGCUGCAGGCAUGGGCUGAGCGGGCCGAACUGUGACCAGCGGGUCGGUGUAGUCAGGAGGAACGUGAUGCAGCUGAGUGCUGAGGAGAAGAGAGCGUUCAUCCAAGCCCUAGACCAGGCCAAACGCACCGUGCACCCGGACCUGGUGGUCGUCACCCGCCGCUAUGACGACGUCUUCGGGCCCGACGGCAGCACCACGCAGUUUGAGAACAUCACCAUCUACAACUAUUUUGUGUGGUCUCACUACUACUCUGUGAAGAAGACCUUCCUGGGAUCAGGACAGCCCAGCUUUGGGGGUGUGGACUUCUCCCACGAGGGUCCGGGCUUUGUCACUUGGCACCGGUACCACCUGCUGCAGCUGGAGCGGGACAUGCAGGACAUGCUGCGGGAUCCAACCUUUGCCCUUCCCUACUGGAACUUUGCCAUCGGCGGCAGCACCUGUGACAUCUGCACCGACGACCUACUGGGGGCACGGAGCAGCUUCGAUAUCAGCUCCAUAAGCUCCAACUCCAUCUUCUCCCAGUGGAGAGUCGUCUGCGAGAGCAUCGAUGACUAUGACACACUUGGCACCGUCUGUAACAGCACGGAGAGCAGCCCUAUCAGGAGGAACCCCGCAGGGAAUGUGGCCCGCCCCAUGGUGCAGAAGCUGCCUGAGCCGCAAGACGUGGCCAACUGCUUGGAACUCAACGUUUUCGACACACCCCCCUUCUACUCCACAUCCUCGGAGAGCUUCCGCAACACCAUCGAGGGCUACAGUGCUCCACAAGGGAACUAUGACCCAGUUAUACGCAGCCUGCACAAUCUGGCUCACCUGUUCCUAAACGGGACGGGAGGGCAGACCCACCUGUCUCCCAAUGAUCCCAUCUUUGUCCUGCUGCACACCUUCACGGACGCCAUCUUUGACGAGUGGUUAAGGCGGCACCGUCCUGAUUUGUCCUCUUAUCCUCUGGAAAACACUCCCAUUGGACACAACCGGCAGUUCAACAUGGUGCCCUUCUGGCCACCGGUGACUAACGUGGAGAUGUUUGUGUCUGCUCCAGAAAACCUGGGCUAUAGCUACGAGGCGGAGUGGCCAGCUCAAGCGUUCACCACCACGGAGAUCAUCACCAUGGCCGUUGUGGCGGCCCUCGUCGGCGUUGCCGUUAUCUUCACGGUCACCACAUGUGCCGUGCGGGCCCGGGCGUACAGCAACCUGGAGGCCAGGCAGCCUCUGCUGGGAGAGCAGUACCAGCGAUAUUCGCAGGAGCACGAGCAGCGGCAGGACAAGACCCAGUCAGCCGUCUGACGCUAAAUCCCACCACACAAGUAGACGCCCGCACACAGGCCGACAAGCCGCGGCGCUCUGUAACGCUACACUGGCACAUAACCCACAUGGCUCACGAGUAAUCAAACGAAUAGACAUUAACGGCAAAAAAAGUAUCCAAGAAAUGUAUACAGUAGGAUUUUAUUAAACCGGUUUUCUGUACACCUUUGGAGAAGCAAUGCAAAGUUGUUUUGUUUUAAUGAACUGCUUUUAUUUUUAACUUUAAAAAAUACAGACUGGGAGAAAUCACAUAUAAGCUGAA
Messenger RNA from Brienomyrus brachyistius, 2070 nucleotides. Its product is annotated as 5,6-dihydroxyindole-2-carboxylic acid oxidase-like. NCBI's taxonomy places the organism in Eukaryota, Metazoa, Chordata, Actinopteri, Osteoglossiformes, Mormyridae. Gene Ontology annotation, biological process: melanocyte differentiation; melanosome organization. The transcript has 7 exons. Gene Ontology annotation, cellular component: melanosome. Bases 204 to 1790 code for a protein of 528 amino acids. The record is from RefSeq and is a predicted model, not a curated record. Gene Ontology annotation, molecular function: oxidoreductase activity.